Fusarium oxysporum Fo47 is the source of this 1491-nucleotide messenger RNA. RefSeq names its product amidase signature domain-containing protein. NCBI's taxonomy places the organism in Eukaryota, Fungi, Ascomycota, Sordariomycetes, Hypocreales, Nectriaceae. The transcript is spliced from 3 exons. The record is from RefSeq and is a predicted model, not a curated record. Bases 1 to 1491 code for a protein of 496 amino acids.
AUGCCUCACUUGACAGUCACAAACGUGGUAGAAUGGCCUUACAAGAGUGGUCAGCUGAGUGCUCGACAAAUCGAAAUAACGGAUUCUGAACCAAGUCAGCUAUUGAAGAUGUUGGCCUCUGGGGCUUGGACGGCCCAGGAGGUUCUUCUGGCAUUUAUCGCCCGGUGUAUCAUUGCCCAUCAUCUAACCAAUCCACUAACCGGUCCCAUGUUUGAUCAAGGUUUCCGCCGAGCUGUAGAGCUCGAUGAUUAUCAUCGUAGAACAGGCAAGACUGCUGGGCCGUUUCAUGGGUUGCCAAUUAGUUUGAUAGAUGUUUUCAAUAUCCAAGGAAUGCCGACGACUCUUGGUUUUGUUGCCCGAGCAAAUGCACACCCCGUACACUCUGGCGAGUUGGUCAAUCGACUCUCAGCGGCUGGAGCUAUAUUUUAUUACAAGACGAAUAUUCCCCAGUCUCUUAUGUCUGGAGAAUGCCAUAAUUUUCUUUUCGGACGAACAGCGACACCGUAUAACACUACCUUGUCCGCAGGAGGGUCAAGCGGAGGUGAAGGCUCACUAAUAGCGCUUGGAGGCAGCCCUCUAGGAAUUGGAAGUGACAUUGCUGGAUCGAUUCGCACGCCGGCAAACUCCAAUGGCGUAUACGGCUUAUGCCCCACGAAUGGUCGAUUACCUCUGCAUGACGCCGAGCAGUCGAACGCUGGGUAUCUUAUCAAUGGUGUUGCAGGGCCAUUGUCAAAAAGCAUUGACGGGCUGGAAGUAUAUGCAAGAACAUUACUAUCUCUGAAGCCAUGGGAGUGGGAUUCUGCAUGCGAGCGACUCCCGUGGGAUGAACAAGUCUAUCAAGAAACCCUGCUCAUUGGACUGAGCGGGAAACGACAGCUCUGUAUUGGCUUCGUUGCAAAUGACAGGAUAACCACCCCACAUCCCCCUAUUGAACGAGGAAUGAGAGAAACGAGGGCUACUCUGGAAAAGGCUGGAGUUCAAGUAGUGGAUGUCCAGCUGUUCGACGGAACGGAAGGCAUGUGGGAAAUGAUCACACGUAUUUUCAGUGCAGAUGGAGGGAAUGCAUUCAGAGAAGAGAUUGCCAAGUCUGGAGAGCCCAUAUCCGAGGAUAUUGAGCUCGCCAACCCACAGGAUGCAAUGAAUAGAACAUCAUCCUUGACCGCAACAGGGCGACCGGUAGAUGUGUUCGUCCUACCUUCAGGGUGCCGCGUUGCCUCUCCACAUGGAACCAUGAAGUACUGGCUCUAUGAAUCCAUUUCCAAUAUCCUCGACUGGACAUGUGCUACAAUUCCUGUUGGACAUGUUGACCUUCUCAAGGACCCAAAGCCCAGCAAUGGCGGGGACUUUAAGCCUCUGUCGAGUUUAGAUCGCGAUAAUUGGAAUCUAUACUCCCCUGAGCUAUAUUCAGAUGCUCCUAUUUGCCUUCAGGUAUCAGGGCAGAAAUUCACGGAAGAGAAGGUCUUGGCGUGCUUGAGAGUUAUUGAAGCAUGA